Molecule: messenger RNA, 4855 nt
Organism: Andrographis paniculata
Lineage: Eukaryota; Viridiplantae; Streptophyta; Magnoliopsida; Lamiales; Acanthaceae
Exons: 12
Coding region: 158-4345 (1395 amino acids)
Source: RefSeq, a predicted model, not a curated record
UUCGCAGAAAUUUUUUGAAAUUCUUUUGUCCGCGCACACGCAGACAGUCACUCUGCGCAAUUUUUUUCUUUCAGGAUAGUGAGAUUUGUUGUACUGGCGGAUGGAUUUGUUGUACUGGCGGAUGGAUUUGUUGUGACACUACGCCUCCUGGUGGAAGAUGACGACGGUGGAGAAGCUGUUGGUGCAGAUCUUCGAGCGGAAGAAUUCGAUAAUCGAACAGGUGAGACAGCAGACGGAAUUGUACGGCCACCACUGCGCUUCAAAACUUCUCAUCGAUGGAAUUACGCCUCCUCCAUGGCUCUGGGAUGCCGAAUCCCCAUCGAAUUCGAAAGAGCUGAACAAGGAAGAGCUGAUCUCUAAACUUCUAAAUCCACGUCAACGGCCACAGCCACAGCCACAGCCACAUUCUUCAGCUCGAUGCUCUCUCGUAAACUACUACCCCUUUAGAAAUAGCUUAGUAACUAUAGGAGAUUAUGAAGCAUUUUCCGAACAAGUUCCCAUGGAAAGCAUGGCUUUCAAUAAGGAAUACAAUAGGAAAGAUGGCACAAUGGUACCAGAAUGCAGUGGAGAAGACCAUGCUGGAUGUGCCAUUGACAGUGUUCCCGAGCCAGAUACCAGUGUUACCUCGCCUGAGGUCAAGAUAAAUAAAAGGCCUAAUGAAGCUGAGCAAUCCCUAUCUAGAAUCCAGAGAUCCAGAUGCAGGCAGAAAGCACUUCAGCUUCGCAAUAGCGCAAAGUCAAAAGCUAAAAGUUGUUCAAGCAGUGAAAAUAUUGGCCAAUCUUUGUCUAACCAGAUCAAUUUUUCUCUCUCUACUAACCUGAGGGCCCAGAAAGAUGAGGUGGCAAAAUUGGCAGAAACCCAUGCUGUUGCUAGUCAAAGUUGCAAGAGCUUAGAGAUGACAAAAGGAAUUGAAACAACCUUGUCUCCUCACCAGCCAGAGAAAUUAGGUGCUGCCAAAGUGGAUUCUGGGGUUGAAAGUUUACGCCUAGACAAUGCUGAUCAAUCAGUAAUUGGGGUCAGUUCAUCUGAUGUUCGUAGUGUGGUUAGUGAAGCCCGAGAACCAAUAUCUGAAGAUGUCGAGAGUCAUGGGGGAAGGCCUACAAUUCCAUUUUCGAGUUCUAGCCAACUCAAUUGUGUGGAGGAUGCUUCCCAUUCCUAUAAUUAUUCAAAUGAGCCACUUGGGUUAUUUAAACCUUCUAUUGGGUUUUCUCACAGAAUGACAAGGUCACAAACUCACUCAAGUGGCCAAGAAAAACCAGAGCCCUCAGAUUAUAAUGACAGUCAUUGUUCAGGGAGGCUAAUGUCCAAAUCAAAUCGUAAACGUAAGUCUGCAGAUGAUGGGCUGCAAAUUGUACAAGGUUUCCCACUUUGUGAAACCCAUGAUACGCUUGAUAAGAAUGAAAUGGCUCGCAUUUCAAUUCCCAGUAAUGUUAACGAGAGAAAUCAGUUGGAGUCUGACACUGUUUUGGCUCCCUUAGGUUCUUUUGAGGCUUUGGACUCACUGUUGUUGAAGGUUAUUGAAAAUGAAAACCCCAACUUGGAAGCCUCAGCUUCUAGUUCUCGAAAGAGAAGGCUUGGUACUCAGGCUGAUAAAUCUGGUAGUUCUGCUGCUGUAAGUGACUAUACUGCAGUGAGAACUUCUGAAGAUAAUCUAGAAUCUGAUACAAGUUAUUUAAGUUCUGAAGCUCAUCAGGAAGCAUAUAUUAUGCCAUCACCACUGGUUGACAUUCCAACCUCACAAUUGGACCAUGAGCUUGAGUCCUUUCAUCAACAGCAGAAGGAAGAAGGAAAUCCAGCUGGUGAGGGAAUGGAUAAUGGUCGGUUGCUGUCAUAUACUCCAGAAAGUGAGAAAUUGGGCUCUUCAGUUCACCAAAAUUGUCCAACAGAGCCAAGAGUAGACUCCUGUAGCAAACAAAUUGGAAAACUGGGGGAUGGAGUAUGUGAAAAACAUGUUGGAUAUAUACCUGGUAGGGAAUCAUGGCCACAGUUAAAGAGAAGGAAGAAUGAUCACCUAAAAGCUCAAAGCUCUACUGCUUCCCAAAGCCCUGUAGCAAGAAUGGGUGUGAGCAUCCUAAGAAGUCCCUCUAGCAGAGGCCUAGAGAACCUGAAAAUGAAUUUUGAUACCCUCCAAAAUAUGGACUGCACUUUGACAAAAGGAAUUGAAACAACGUUGUCUUCUCACCAGCCAGAGUCAGCGGUGGAACUUAUCCCGAGCUUGACCAAGGAGGAGGCUAGAAAUUCUCAUGGAUGUUUUGUUGAGAGUACAAGUACUCUACAUUCGAGUAGCAAUGAUGGAGGAGAGACUGGUGGUGGACAAUAUAGCCACGAAGAAAGGAAUUCCAACCAUCCAAGCUCCAAAACUUUGACUCUUGCCAGUUCAAUGGUUGAUGAGUUGCAAUCUCAAAAGUGGGAUAGUGACCCACAGGCACAGUCUUCUAUUCUUUCUCAAAGUUUUGAUGACCUGAAUCUUCUGGAUCAAUCCAUGGCUGUGUUUGAGAGAUUCACUGCAGAUGCUGAGGCAGAUAAUGAACUGAAGUUUGAAGCAAAUGGUGUUAACUUUGGCCAAAUAGAACUUCCAAGGAAUGCUAUAGAACGCGCUAGCAUUCUCGCCGAAAUGUGCAAAUCUGCUAGCUUGAAUACACCUAUGUCGCAUUUCUCAUCAAGUUUUGAACUUCAGGGAGCACAAAGUUUAUUUCAAUCUGUAUCUGAUGACCAGUACAAGCACUUGAACAUGCAGAGUACUUCUCCUUUGAGUUUUGAUAUUGAGAAUCAACUCCAAUCUGGUAGUGUCCUGGCCGAUGAUUACAACGAUCCCUUAAGUGAAAUUCCUUACUGUGAUCUCCGAGGCUAUUCUGGUGUGCAUUAUGAUUGGAAAUCAAAAAACCUUCAUGGUUCUCCAGUUGGUAAGCCAUGGGGAGAUCUUGAACCCUCAUCACAUGGUGGGAGUUUAGGAAAGAGUUCAUGUUCAAAUCCUGAACUUGUAUGCUUCACAAUUGAGGAAGAUCCUUGUACUGGUGAAGAGAAUAAAUGUGCAGAUGAGCAUGCAGAUGAUGUACAAGAAAAAAGUGAUCCAUCAUCAGCUAGCUGCUAUGAUAGAAGGCAACCCCUUAAGGAUUUGACGAAUUUGAAUUUAAAUCCUGAUUUAUUGGUUACUGCACAAGAUGACAUAUUGAGGACGAAAGAUGGAGAUAUUGCAAGCAACAAGUUGAGUGCCACUGGGGCACAAGAGGAGGUUCAGCUGUCAACAAACAAUCAUUCCAGGGAUGGGUCUCAAACCAUGGAAAAGAAGAUGCCAUAUGUUGGGUCUACUAAUAAUGGAAGGAUUAGCCAUACCUCUUCAAAUGGUGCAAAUUCAAUUCGAAAGACCAAAGAAUCGAUUAGCAACAGCACCAGAAAACCAACUCUGUUGAAUAAGGCCAGUUUAAAAGGCCUGGAUCAGAAGAAUUCAUUGAAAGAGUCCAAGAGGAAUAACAUUGUUUCGAAUGUUGAUUCUUUCAUCCCACUUGUACAACAGAAAAAAGCAGCUGUCACUUGCACAGGAAAGCGAGAUGUUAAGGUGAAGGCCCUUGAGGCUGCUGAAGCUGCUAAACGUUUAGCAGAGAAAAGAGAGAAUGAACGUAAGAUGAAGAAGGAAGCAUUGAAGAUUGAACGGGCAAAGAUGGAGGAAAGGAAUUUGAGAAACAUGGAAUUGGAGAAGAAAAAGAAAGAGGAGGAACGGAAGAAAAGAGAUGCUGAUAAUAUGGCUAAGAAAAGACACAGAGAAGAAGAAGCAAAAAAGGAAAAGGAGAAGAAAAGGAUUAAACUUGAAACAAGACAGCGCCAAAGAGAACAAGGAGGGAAAGAAAAACUGCAGUCCAAAGAUGAUCUGAGGAACACAAAGAAGGAACUUCUCAACGAGUCCAAAAAACCAACUAAUGUGGAAACCAGUAAAGGAGAUGCCACAGCUUUUGAAAAGACACAAACUAAAUGGACAAGUGAUGAGCUGAACUAUGAAGACUGUGGUACCUCUAGUCAAUCAUGUGAACCUGAAAAGGCAAAGCACACAGUGGAUAUGACACCUACAAGGAAGGACUUAAUAAUUCAGGAUUGUCAAGAGCAAUCGUAUGAGAUCUCUCCAUAUCAGUGCUCCGAUGACGAAGAUGAAGACGAAGAAGAAGAAGAAGAUAAGCUGCGAGCUGCGAAAUUUAUUCCUUCAUGGGCAAGCACCAAGUCUGUGGCUCUGCUGUUAGCACAGCAGAAAGAUGUGGACCCUGAUUUGGUUUUCCUUCCUGAAAGUUUCUGCAGUAUUGAUGAAGUUCUGCUUCCUCGCAAGCAACAGGAGAAAGAGAUGGCUACACGAGUAUAGCUCCUACCUGUUGCAAUUGUCGACUCUGGAUAUGGCCCUGAUUUGCUCAGUUGAUCUUUCCUUGCAGAAGGAUGAUAACUCAGCCAAUAUUCAGAGUUCUGUUUGUACAUACUUGAGUGAUGUUUUGUUGGGCCGAGUAAAUCCCAUAUUCCUCCCAAUGCUCUAUGCUGCUAUCUAUCGCCCGCCUAGCUGUCAGCCCAAUCAUAGCCACAUUCUUCAGGUGCUUUGCUUCUGGAAAUUAUAGUACUGUGUUCCGACACUUUCUAUGGUUUUUAAGUUCUUCCUCACCUCCAAGAACACACUAUUGGAGUCUGUUGUACUGUCGUAGCCAUGCAUAUGAGCAUAUCUAUAAUGAGUUUUCACUGCUUGCCUUUUUCUUUUUUGUUGAUCUGAAUAAUAAUUCAUUACCUUUUGAUUUGAAUUAUUAUCAUUUGUGGAUUUUUUUGGGCUUCAGAAUUGUGCUUCAGCUAUUGAAAAGGAUGAAGAGUUUUUUUCUCAAUUAGGUGAUGC